AUGGUGCUCAUGGAGAGCUACUUCUUCUGCGCCUCGGUGCGACUGGGUGUCCUGGUCACUUGCAUCGCAGCCACCGUGAAAAAUACCAUCCUCAUGUGGCUGAUAUUCGACGACGGAACAUCUUUCCUUUCCUUCCUUGUCAACGUACUGGAAACUCAUUAUAGGACCAGCACGAUUGUCAAGGAGUCCGUUGCCUGGGCGGAAAAUUAUUCCAAGGAGCUCAUGAUGUUUAUUCAACUCUACAGCUCUUGCCACAUUGCAACUUGCAUAUUGGCGGCCUAUGGCGCAUUCAAGCUCAAGAAAUAUCACGCUAUACCAUUGGCGAUCUUCGAGUUCCUCUACACAGUCCAGGUGGUUGUGCUCGUCAUUAUAUCGCUGCGGAUUGCCAGACAUAUAGUGCCACUGGCCACCUUGAUUUUGAUGACCGUGGGCCUCACAUUCUACGCAAUGCUCGUGGCCUACGACACGUUGGCGUUGAUUGCCUUUGUGCAAAUAAUGUUUCUGGUGCGGAGCCAACGAUAUCGACGCCUUUACGGUCCGGAUCCGCUGAACCCCGUGCCAAACGGAAUGCAACUGCAUCAAGUGGCAUCCAGUCACUCGAUCUCACAACAACCAAUAAUUAUUUACGUAAUGCCCAAGGCGGGUCAAAAACUGUGGGAUGUGCCACAGUCGAAGUGGUGGCAGGAUGAAAAAACUGACGUCGGCGUUCAACAAAACCGAGCUCACGAGGUGUCCUCUGAUUUUUUCCAGCGGCAGGAGCUUUUGUCGGAAAUUCUACUACGAAAUGCCAUAAAGAAGGACUAUCUGCACAAAGAAAGAUUUGCGAUCUAG
Drosophila erecta is the source of this 831-nucleotide messenger RNA. RefSeq lists its product as uncharacterized. Lineage: Eukaryota; Metazoa; Arthropoda; Insecta; Diptera; Drosophilidae. Bases 1 to 831 code for a protein of 276 amino acids. The transcript has 5 exons. The record is from RefSeq and is a predicted model, not a curated record.